GCUACUUGUUUCCACUUUCCCCCUUACCUUUUCUUUUCCCGCCCCUUUUGCAGCUAUCUGCAUCGGAUUCUUGCAAUCACAUUUUGCGCCCAGCUCCAUUACGCGCGUGGACUUCUGUCGCAAAGACGAAUCUUGAUUAUCAUUUGGAACGUAUCUUGUUUGACUCUCCGAUCACGAUUUUGCUACGUUUUCUCAAGAAUACAUAUUGAUCUUUUGACGAUGAUGAAUCCUUACCUCAGUUGGGCUAUUCUGCUCGUGGUAGCAGGUGGCCUGGGCUGGUACUACAAUGGCCCUGUCCCCAAAACUAAAGCCCCCAUAAAACCUAUCGUGGAGAAGGCCGAGAACGCGGUGGGCGCGAAGAAACCCAAGAAGAAGACGAAGAAGUCUCCGGAACCGUCUCCUGCCCCCGCUAAAGCAGAGGAAAAGCCAGUGCAGACUCCCAAGAUCGAGGAGGCUGAUGUGGCGGAUGAGGAAAUCGACAAGAAAGAGAUGGCCAAGCGCUUUGCCGCUGUGAAGAACGGUGCUCCCCUUAAGGAAAGCAACAAGGACAAGGCUCAAAAGAAGAAGAACAAGAAGGGAACGUCCAGUCAGCCCGCCGCUAGCAACAACGAGCGAUCUGCCUCCCGCGUCUCUACUCGUGCCUCAUCCACUACCGGAGCCGAGGCCGAUGAUGACCUCUCUCCAGCUGGAUCCCCUAAGGUUAAUGCCAGUGCGUCUGCUGCUGGAUACGUUUCUGACAUGCUUGAGGCUCCUGCCCCAGCAGCGUCAGUUCUCCGUGUGACGGGCUCUUUGGAAUCGGAUUCCCAGAAGAAGAAGCAGAAGCCUCAAUCCUUCAAGCAGGUUGAAACCAAGAAGCAACGCCAACAGCGCCUGAAGAACGAAGCCCGGAAGCAGCAGGUCCAGGAAGCUGAGGAGGAGAGACGUAAAUUGCUGGAGAAGCAGCUCCACACCGCUCGCGAAUCUGAGCGCCGUGAAGCUGCCAAGUCCAAGCCAGCUGCCCAACCUAAUGCCUGGCAGACUCAGAGCGCGAACAAGGUUACCAAUGGCAAUGUUACCAACGGCACUCACAAGACUGCUCCGGCCCCUAAGGUUGAACUGUUAGACACAUUCGAACCUGAAAACUCGUCCGCUGCUGCAUCCUCCAAGGAAUGGGAUCAGGGUCUCCCAUCUGAAGAGGAGCAGAUGCGCAUUCUCGGCGCAGGGAACGGUGAGGACCAGUGGACCACCGUGGCUAGCAAGAAGAUCAAGAAGAAGGGCGUCAAAACCGAUGACAGCGAAGUCAGCGCUGUUGAAGACCAGCCUACCCCGGUCGCACCUGCACCUGCACCUGUUGAGCCCAAGGUGAAGAUCACUCCUACCUACCUUCCUGAUGUCCUCCGCUCCGGAAAGAAGGGACAUCCUCUCGACUCCGAUUGGGCUGCUUGAGCAGCCUUGGAGCUUCUUAAAGAACUGAAAAGGUACAUGGUUUAGGUGUAUCUUUCGGGAAUUUUUUUCUCAUGGAAAUCUUUUCGAUUUCACUGUAUGUAUUAUUCAUGGCUUCGGCGUUCGGGGUCUUUUAUCACACUAAAAAUGCACCACGCAGCCGGCGAGGUGUGAUUUCUUCUGCGAUGUCAGCACAGGGAACAUCAGCCUCAACCACCCAAAACCAAGAAAAACCCCCUAAAAAAAUAGAGCCGUGUAAUAUUUUAUUUUUUAUUUUUUC
Molecule: messenger RNA, 1702 nt
Organism: Aspergillus pseudonomiae
Lineage: Eukaryota; Fungi; Ascomycota; Eurotiomycetes; Eurotiales; Aspergillaceae
Exons: 2
Coding region: 220-1425 (401 amino acids)
Source: RefSeq, a predicted model, not a curated record